AUGGCGGGUAUGGUCAUUUUGAUUACUAAAUCAUCUGGUACAAGACUGCUGAUGACAUUGUCUGCUGCUUUGAUAGAAUCUGCCUUUACUGCGCUCAACGUCACCAGGACAACAGUUUUAUUUAUAACUUUAGCUAGUUCACUUGUUACCUGUCAACUCACCAAGGACGAAUUAAUCAAGAAAGGGGACGAACUCAGCACAAAACUAAACACCAUAAUCGCUAUACUGAAACGCAACGACCCUGCUAAAAACAAACAAGCUAUUGACCGGUGGGGCGUACACCUGAGCAACCUGGACCAGGCGCUAUACUUAUAUAAACAACCUGGCUUACCACCCAAAACCGAACAACAAUUCAUGGACCAAGUAAAAAGUGUGAUUGGUCAAAUUGAGUACGAAUUGUCCAUGUACCCUAUGCCCACUGAUAAGCCCACUGUUGCACCCACCGACCAACCUGGCCCACAUACUGAUCCACCAACUGACCCACCGACUGAUAAGCCUACUGAUCCCCCUACUGAUGCGCCAACUGGUCACCCUACUGACCAGCCCACCGUAGCCCCGAUUCCAACCAUUAAACCCCCUGAAACUUGCGUAGAUAUUAAAGCAAAGUUACAGCUUGUACAAGUUUUUCUUGCAAUCGGCAUCAGACAGGCAUAUCUUGUGAUCGCUAGGAACGCACCGUUGGUUAUCGCACUUGAAAUAUAUACCGUAGGCGUAACAGUUGACAUCUUGGUAACACUCGGCCACGGGACCAGGCAUGUCCAAUUUACACUGGCCAUUUACGCACUGAUGUACCACACCCUGUACGGUACACUCUUGGUCAAAUGUACACCUAUAAGUUGGGUUAGUAACUAUUGGUUAUAA
Molecule: messenger RNA, 861 nt
Organism: Medioppia subpectinata
Lineage: Eukaryota; Metazoa; Arthropoda; Arachnida; Sarcoptiformes; Oppiidae
Source: the annotation of a GenBank genome assembly